UGUUGCAAUACCAGUUUCGAAUCUCAUCAGAUACGAUGACGAUAAAAGAUAGGGAUGAAAUGAAACGUUCACAUUCUGCCUCUAGGAAGGCCUGUGAUGAUGAUUAUAGUGAAUAUACGCAGUCUAGCUACACUCAGGAUAAAGGGAAAGGUAGAUUGAGAUCAGAAGAUGAUUCCAAAGUUGUCGGCGAACAGGAAAACAGAAAUCUUUGUAUUAGACACAAGAAUAUGGCAGAUGAGGGUACCUCAGCUGAAUUACAAGAGGCACUCGACCAAUUGCCACUAAACCAGCGAUCAGCUGUUACCUCGAUUUGGUCCUCAUUCUCGGCUGCAAGCGGUCCACUUAGGGUCCUCAUAUUGAAGGGUAUCCUCCAGACUUGCUGCUUCUCGCAACUCAGCUACCUCUAUGAAGAACUAGGGAAUCUGAUAAGAAUAGACCCGUUUGUUCUAUUGCCACGUGAAAUAAAUCUAAAAAUAAUGGGCUAUUUGGAUGCAAUUUCGCUAGCAAGAGCCGCACAAGUCAGUCGUAGCUGGAAGAAUCUCGCAGAUGACGAUCUAUUAUGGCGAAACAUGUGUGAGCAACACAUAGAGCGCAAAUGUGAGAAAUGUGGUUGGGGUUUACCUCUCCUUGAGAAGAGACGCAAGCAGCAGAAAGAACCAAACACAAAAGUAGGCAGCGCAAAAAGAGCUCUUUUGGCCAGUCACACCGCACAUCUAGCUAUGCAUGAUAAUCCAAGCGCCAAUUCGAAUAAUUCCCAACCAAUGGAGAUUGACGAGGAUAGGCCGAUCAAGAGACAAAGAUCUGCAAGGACCUCACCAGUCAAUUCCCCUCAACCGUCACGACCAGUUUCACCAACUAAUUCACUACGUCAGAAAGCCUCUACCAUGUCUGUCAGCUCUUCUAAACCUCUCACCAGGCCCUGGAAAGCUGUCUACACCGAAAGGUUGCUUAUUGAACGUAAUUGGAGAAGGGGUACCCAUACAGUACAAACAUUAUCUGGACAUACAGAAGGUGUCAUGUGUUUGCAAUUCGACGAGAACGCACAUCCUGUACCUACACUCAUAACUGGUUCGUACGAUCGAACUGCCAGAGUAUGGAAUCUAGACACUGGGGAGGAAUUAGGUGUUUUAAGAGGUCAUACUAGGGGUAUACGUACGCUUAAGUUUGACGAAGCGAAACUCAUCACUGGUAGUAUGGAUAGAACACUUAAGAUAUGGAAUUGGAGAACAGGUGAAUGUAUUCGCACGCUUGAAGGACACAGGGAGGGUGUUGUUUGUCUCGACUUUGACAAAACGGUAUUAGCUUCAGGAUCAGCAGAUGCGACAGUUAAAGUUUGGAAAUUCAAGACAGCGGAGUGCUUUACUUUGCGAGGACAUAGAGAUUGGGUUAACUCAGUUCAAAUAUGGGAUGGACAAACUUCCACAAGCUCAUGCACAGGACCAUCAACACCUGAAAUUGAACAAUUGAGAGAAUCUCAGAAGAUUCUUUUCAGUGCUUCAGAUGAUGGAUGCAUUAAAAUGUGGAGUCUCGGUACGAAAGAGUGUUUGCGUAAUUUUGACAGUCAUGUUGGACAAGUGCAAGACAUAAAGAUGAUACUCGUCGAUUCAAAAACACUCCAAGUCGCGCAAAACCAAGAGGAAGAUGGAUCUAAACCAAAAUUCCAACGAGUUUUAGAUACCAAUGAAAGUGGCUCAUUACAAUUAUUCAGAAAUGCCAGUAAUAUGAACGAUGAUGCAUCAAUACAAUCACCGUCAGUGAACAAAGUUGACAAAAUAUUGAGUGAAUCUACAUCAGAAACUGUACCUAUGUUGGUAUCUGGUGCUCUUGACAAUACUGUUAAAUUGUGGGAUGUCAAUAAUGGUACCUGUGCACGUACGCUCUUUGGACAUAUUGAAGGAAUUUGGUCGAUUGAUGCAGAUAGACUACGAAUAGUUUCAACAUCCCACGAUCGAGCCGUUAAAGUAUGGGAUACAGAUACAGGAAAAUGUUUAGCAACUUUAGUUGGUCACGCAGGUGCUGUAACAGCAGUGCAACUCUCAGGUGAUAAGAUAGUAACAGCUGGCGACGACCGCGAUAUCCGUAUAUAUUCAUUUGCAGCACCAGAAUAAAAGUUCAAGUAAUUUAUAAUAAAUGAAAUUGUAAGAGAAGUACAAACUAAAUUUUCAUUGGUAUAAUAAUAAAUAUAACAAAUUUACACGUAAUAAUGAUAACAUGUUGACUAAAACACAUAGCUAAAAGUAUAAGAGUUGAAUUAAAGUUUCGUAAAGUCGUAACGUAAUUUUAAUAAAUAAACCAAUUGGUAAUUGUAACUGAAAGAGUGAAAUGAGCAUGAGUAUAAAAGAAGUGUGAUCUUCUUUAGAUUGAAGCACGUGGUCUUUUGUUAGAAACACUAACGUAUUUCUUUUCGACGCUUGAGUGAAAUUGUGCCAGAUAGUCAAGACAAAAGUCAAAUUCUCUCGAUUCUGAAAGUGACUCUUUCCUCUCCCUGUCCGUAUCACCUUGGAUUUCAAGCCAAGUCUUUGUAGACAUGACGCUGGAAUUACACAAAUCAGCGCCAUAUUCAAAGUUCUUGAUGUGUGAAAGUGGAUGUGGACAAUCAAUCUUAUCCCAUGGACCGACAUUCAAACGUAGUGCAGUUAAGUGAAGUUCAACCCAAGCUUUUCUACGUCUCUUUUCACGUUCAUAAGCUCUAUUAGCACGAAUUUGUUGAUUAAGUUCGCAUUCGUAGGGACCACCCCAGUGCAUUUUGAAGCAAUGGUCACAACGUGGUGUCUUACCAUUGUUUUGAGCAGUGUUUCCAUUCUUUUGGUUUUGCAUACUAAGGUUGUUAGUAAACUCUACAGGAUUUGUUUGCUUGUAGAGUUUUCUAGCUUCUUUGAGUAAUUCUAAAGCUUGUUGACGAGCUUCUGAACGUGCGCCAGAGAUAGACAACGACCAGCGCGCCUUAACUUUUCUCAAUCUCUCGCUAAGAGAAUCUGGGUAUCUUUCCUCUUGAAGUAUUUCAUAGUUUAAUCUUUCUGCACUGUUGUAUUCAACUUCUACGAAAUACUCGCCAAGACGUCUCCAUACUGUCUUGUCCUCUGACAUCUUCCUUCUCUCGACUUGUGCAUCAUAUUUUAUCAUCUUAGCAGUAGCAUUUGUGGUGUCAACCAAAACAGAUUGGUCAGCCUUCGUGGAAGGGCUCAAGCUGCAUGAUGAACUUAAAUUAGGUUUAGAAAACUUUUCUGAGAGAAGUUUUAUCGGACUAAAUGCAGAGUUUGAUGAGGAUAUCGAUGAUGGGCGAUUAGGUAAAGAGCCAAAUGAUGACUUGCGCUUUUGCUGUGUUGUUACAGGUGUUGGUGUCGUUGUCGCAGUUGUGGCGGAUGUUGACAAAGCUGGUAUUGAUGGUACUGAGAAAGUUCUGAGUAAAUUGUAGAACAUGUUUGGCUCAGACUUCGUAAAUUGCUGGUCCAUCUCAUCGUUAUUAAGUUUGCGACACCAUACACUUGGUGGUUUACUAUUUUUCCGCUGCGGCUGUUCGGUUGUUUGAGUAACACAUGGGAGGGAAGAGCUAAGUGUAAGCUCUGCAGGUGCUUUCUUGCUUGUUUUCUGUGGUGCAGAGUAUGAAAUUGUUGAUCUGCUUGUUGAUGGCACUGGUUUUGAUAUGAUGAAAGACAGAUGUGGCUCAUCUGCUAUCUCGUCUGAUUGAUUUUCUUCAAUUUCCUCAUAUUCAUCUGUUUUAUCUGAUUUGUCAGAUAUGCUGGUCAUAGAGGUCGACAAGAUUGUUUGUGUACGCUUGACAGGACUGUUUGAUUGCUGCGAGUACUGAUCAUCGUCUGAGUCUUCAAAUACAGCAGGUAGUGAAUUGCCUUUUAUUCCUGCCUUACUCAAGUGUAAAGCUAUCAGCGAAAUCUCAGGUUUGGGUCUUAUAUCGUAACUGCAGCUCAUUGUUGUGAUCUUAAAAGCCUUAUUGUGAAAUAUCAAAAGUUUGUUGUAACGG
Messenger RNA from Wallemia mellicola CBS 633.66, 3979 nucleotides. RefSeq names its product WD40 repeat-like protein. The transcript is spliced from 4 exons. The record is from RefSeq and is a predicted model, not a curated record. Lineage: Eukaryota; Fungi; Basidiomycota; Wallemiomycetes; Wallemiales; Wallemiaceae. Bases 36 to 2108 code for a protein of 690 amino acids. Gene Ontology annotation, molecular function: protein binding.